AUGUCGAAUGAGAAGGCACGCCCUGCUGCAGGGCCGCCCGCGAAGGACAUAACGUCAGAUAGCAUGGUGGAGGGACAGAAUAGCAGGUGGAGGCUGCGCCUGCGCAAUCCCUGGGCAUGCUCGCUAUAUACGCUAGUCACGACACUGCUGGGCUUCGCCGCGCUGUUUCUCAUGGCACAGUCAUUCACGACGCGCCAACUCGAUACCAAAGGCUGCGAGAUGUCAUACAUGCGACCUAUCUUCCACAAGUUCGACGACUUCGACACCGAGCACACCCGCUUCGCCAGCAAAUACUCGUUGUACCUCUACCGAGAGGGCGGCAUUGACGAUGACAGCAGGGUCAAAGGUGUGCCAGUCCUCUUUAUUCCUGGAAACGCUGGUAGUUAUAAGCAAGUACGACCGCUCGGAGCUGAGGCAGCAUACUACUAUCACAACGCCCUGAGACACGAUGAGGGCGCGAAUCGAGCAGGAAAGAGGCCGCUCGACUUCAUUACCGUCGACUUCAAUGAGGACUUUACAGCGUUUCACGGUCAGACAUUACUCGAUCAGGCCGAAUAUCUCAACGAUGCCAUCACAUUCAUUCUAUCUCUAUACCACACUCCAGGGCGCUCCGCGCGCGACUCGAAUUUGCCCGACCCCACAUCAGUCGUCAUCCUUGGUCACUCAAUGGGAGGCAUGGUAGCUCGUACCAUGCUCACAAUGCCCAAUUACCAGUCGAACUCGAUCAACACCAUCGUCACACUUGCAGCGCCGCACGCGAGGCCUCCCGUGUCAUUUGAUGGAGACAUCGUACGGCUCUACAAGGGUGUCAAUGACUACUGGCGACACGCUUACUCGCAGAAGUGGGCUAUCGAUAACCCACUCUGGCACGUCACUCUAAUUUCGAUAGCUGGUGGAGGUCUUGAUACUAUAGUGUCUUCAGACUACGCCAGUAUAGCGUCUCUGGUCCCUGAGACUCACGGCUUCACCGUCUUCACGUCUUCGAUGCCCCACGUAUGGACUGGCAUGGACCACUUGGCUAUCACUUGGUGUGACCAGGAGAGAAAGAGUGUAGUGCGCGCACUGUACGAUGUGAUUGAUGCGUCAAGAGCGACUCAGACGGUACCUCGCGCCGAGCGCAUGCGGGGGUUUAAGAAGCAGUUUCUUACGGGUCUGGAAGAUGUCGCUGAGAAGACCCUACCGCAUAAGGAAGCAAAGACACUUCUCACGCUGGAAGAUGAUAGUGCAGUUAUCUCGCAGGGCGAGAAACUGGUGCUGCGAAGCCUCGGCAAAUCACAGCACAAGCCAAAAGCAUAUCUGCUCCCAGUGCCACCCCAAGAUGAGCACCACAAGAAGAAGUUUACACUUUUGACCAACGAGAAGCUGGACGCCCCCGGUGAGAAUGGUAAGCUUGAGGUCUUGUUCUGCAGUGUCUACCCACACCAAGCAGGACAGUCUGCGGCGCUCUUCUCGAUGAACAUGGACCUCUCUGGUGACAGCUCUGGUGCUACUCGACUGGCAUGCAAGAAUGCCGCAUCAGAUGUCAUUGUUCUCCCAGAGUCUACACGGCAGUCUACCUUCCCAUUCAGGACAGAUCAACGUCCCUUCUCGUAUUUACAAUACGACCUCAAGGAUCUGUCAGAGCAACAAUUUGUCGCUGUUUUCGACAAGUCUGGUGAACGUAGUACCGGUUGGGUGGUUGCUGAGUUCAGCAACGCGUCUGAUUCGGUGUACAAAGUCGACAUGGGUUUGCGACGUCUUUUGACGACCGGCUUGAACUUCAGACUCUCUGCCCGCCGCUCUUUGACCAUGGACAUCAAGGUUCCGGCUUUGCAUUCAGCUUUGUUAGCAUACAAGGUCCACAUUGGCAAGCAGUCCUGUGAUCGUGGAGAGCUGUUUGCACCUCUACUGCGACAGUACAUCACCGAUGUCCACGAGAGCAAGUUCUUCGUCAACGUCAGAGAUGCUAACCUCAACUUGCACGGUGUCUCACCAUACAUGCCACCUACACUGAUUCCCAAACAGACAACAAGCGGGUUGUCGCUGCAGAUAUGGUCUGACCCAACCUGCGACAGCACCGUGGAAGUCAACCUGAGGGUCGAUAUACUAGGAAGCAUGGGGAAGCUUUGGAUGCGCUAUCGUAUCGUGUUCGCAGCGUUCCCGCUACUCAUUGUGGCCUUGGUUAUACGCCAGCAGUUCAGGGUUUAUGAUGAGACAGGCGUCUUCAUGAGCUUCGCCAACGGCUUCAACGAAUGCCUUCGGACAUCCCUACCACUUGCCUUGGCAGCCUUGACGUUCCUAUCGAUCGCUUUAGCCGGCGCACGCAACGAGAGUUUCAAGCACUGGCCGCUGAACGCCGUGGCCAGUAACACCACUGCACUUCUGGACGAUACCAACCACGAGCUGCUGCUUGGAACGGACGACACCUUCUUCUGGUUCCUGGUACCACUGUUUGGUCUCAUGUGUAUCGGUAUAUGUGUCGCCCUGAACUACGUCACACUGUUGCUCACCUAUGUUCUCACCACGGUGUAUGCAUUGGUCAGCUCUGCAGCCCUCCGGAACGAGGACGGACAACGAACACCCGGAGCAUUUGCUGUGACAUCGACUCGACAGCGCACUAUCACGACGUUGAUCUUACUGUCACUUGUAUCGACUGUCAUACCGUACCACUUCGCCUACAUGGUGCUCUGUCUGGUGCAACUGGCCACCUGCAUCCGGGGAUUCAGACUGGCAAAGGAAACGCGCCUCGAUACAAACUACAACUUCUACAACUAUGCGCACUCUAUCCUCAUCUUGAUGAUCUGGAUCCUGCCGAUCAAUCUGCCAGUCCUCGUGGUCUGGGUACGGAAUCUUGCUGUCCAUUGGUGGACGCCAUUCUCAUCUCAUCACAACAUCCUAUCGAUCAUGCCCUUUAUCUUCCUAGUCGAAACCCUCAGUACUGGGCGCAUGGUGCCGCGCGUCCAGUCUCGAUACUCCUUCCUCACCAAUAUCUUCCUCUUCUCCAUUGCCGCAUACGCUGCCGUAUAUGGUGUGACAUACGCGUACGUACUCCACCAUCUCGCCAACAUACUGUGCGCUUGGCUAGUCGCUAUACACUUCGACAUGCAAAACAUCAGCGCCAAGAGAAUGGGCGGCAUCUUCGAGACAGGCGGAGAGUCAAACACCGACUCAAAGAAACGACCAUGA
Messenger RNA from Macroventuria anomochaeta, 3165 nucleotides. Its product is annotated as GPI inositol-deacylase-like protein. Gene Ontology annotation, cellular component: endoplasmic reticulum. NCBI's taxonomy places the organism in Eukaryota, Fungi, Ascomycota, Dothideomycetes, Pleosporales, Didymellaceae. Gene Ontology annotation, biological process: GPI anchor metabolic process; endoplasmic reticulum to Golgi vesicle-mediated transport. Bases 1 to 3165 code for a protein of 1054 amino acids. The record is from RefSeq and is a predicted model, not a curated record. Gene Ontology annotation, molecular function: phosphatidylinositol deacylase activity. The transcript has 2 exons.